Molecule: messenger RNA, 1834 nt
Organism: Eutrema salsugineum
Lineage: Eukaryota; Viridiplantae; Streptophyta; Magnoliopsida; Brassicales; Brassicaceae
Exons: 8
Coding region: 1-1671 (556 amino acids)
Molecular function (GO): intramolecular lyase activity
Source: RefSeq, a predicted model, not a curated record
AUGACUUGGUCAACAACGUCGCCGAUGCCAUUACCGUCCGUGACGCCCAUCCACGUCGGCUCCUUUACUUUCCCUCCAGCUAUUACAUCACCCGCUUCCUCUAAAAAGCUUUUCCUCGGCGGCGCAGGGGUAAGAGGGUUUGAGAUUGAAGGCAAGUUCGUCAUUGUGACGGUAAUCGGAGUUUACCUUGAAGCUCUCGCUGUACCGUCACUCUCCGUUAAGUGGAAGGGCAAAAAUGAAAAGGAGUUAACGGAAUCCAUCUCUUUCUUCCGUCAAAUCAUCACAGGUGUGUUUGAGAAAUUCGUAAGGGUGACGAUGAAAGUGAAUUUAACGGGGACACAAUACUCGGAGAAAGUAGCAGAGUACUGCGAGGAGAUCUUGAAAUCGUCUGGGAAAUACACAAAAACCGAGACUAAAGCCAUCGACAAGUUCCUGAAGGUCUUCAAAGACCAAGAUUUCCCUCCAGGCUCUUCAAUCCUUUUCGCUAUCUGCCCUAAAGGCUCUCUCACGAUUGCGUUUUCAAAAGACGAGAAAGUCCCGAGAAGCCGAAAUGCAGUGAUCAAGAAUAAGUUGUUGGGUGAAGCAAUCAUUGAAUCUAUGAUUGGAAAGAAUGGUGUGUCCCCUGAAACUAAGGGCAUCUCCAACGCAAGAUGGCCUAAGAAGAGCCUCGCUCAGAGAUUCUCCAAGCUCAUGAACCAACACACAGAAGCCAACACAUUUACACCAUCAUCAUCAACCAGAAGAGUCACGAGGUCUCAGACCCUCUCUGCCAUUAAAAGCUCUGCCACCAAUCAUCUCUUAUCAUCAAAGAAACCAGAUCAGGAGUCGGAUAAAUUGCAAACGAAAUCAAGACAAAGAAAGGGUGCAAAAGAGCGGUCAGCAUUGUUGGACAUAAGCAACGACUCGCCGAUCGUAGGGGUGGCGAUGCAGACUCCAUCGUCAGGAGUGAUGGGGAAGAGGAACGUGAGUAGAAUCAAGAGCACUCCUGGCUCAGGCGAGGCUCUCUUGAGAGGCCAAGUCAAGAAUCUGUUGCAGAAGGUUGAAGAAGAAGCAGAUCUUUCCAAGAUUUCUGUGGAAUCUCGCCCCUUUAUCCAUCUCGUUACUUCCCCAAUGGGGCUUCUUGCCCCGACUCCGGCCAACACGCCCCAAGUUGCCGACUUCUCAGAGAUUGUGAUCACAUCUCCGGUUGUUGCGGGACAACUGAGAGCAGCAUCCUCUUCUCAGGUGGAUGAGAGCAACAUGAUUGAGGAGAAAGAAGAGAGCUUGGAGAUGCUAGAGAAGAGUCCGAGCAUAACUCGGUCAUUGCUGCUGGACUUUAGUGAUAAAUCAGAACUAUGGGAGAGCUCCGACUGCUCCUCUGUGGUGACUCAGAACCCAGAGGAUGACAACUCCUCGGUGUGGUCGAUGCAGGUCAAUGCAAGUACCCAAGGCGAAGAGGAUGAUGAUGAUGAAGACCAAGUGUAUUCUCACAGUUACAGGGAGGAUGAUGAUGAAGACGAGCUGUGCGAGGGAAUGAGGAAGAUGAGCUUCGCAGGGAAGCACACUCGGUUUGUGUACGACAGUGAAGAUGAAGAGAUUGUGGAGGCCAAAGAGCAAUCUCCACCACUGUUGCGUUUGAAAGGUUUCCCUACACCAAAAGGGAAACAUGUCAGAUUCUCCGGCGACGAAUGAAACCCUUCCCUCCUCUUUUGGAGUUGUGACAAAGCCUCAACUGUCUCGACUUUUUUCCAUACCAAUUCUGAUUCUUGGGCCUAUUGGUACCUCUUGUUAUAACACUUGAGUGUAAUCGGAAUAUGAAGUUUUUCUUUUUAAUCUUCUCUUUGCUUGUCUUGUG